GUCUCGUUUCCGGGGAAGUCAAACCUCUCCUGCUUUUUUUUUUUUUAUAACCUUUAAAUUAAUUUAGAAUCCAGAUAAGCCUUGAUCUGAGGAUGAUAUAACCUCAGCAAGCAACAUGGGAACCUCUAGAAAAAUCAGAAAGACUUCACAAAACAUGAUGUGAUGUCUACUGGUGGAGACAGGCCACGAGGUCCAGAGAAGAAGGGGUGGCCUGAUCCAGGGACAAUGAGGAUGUAAUGUUGAAGAAUCAGCUGGAGGAAAGAAGCAACAGGCACCAUGGAAAAGACCAAAACAAAGCAAGGAGAGAAUGAACAUAUGCCGAUGAAUAACCCUUCCACACAGAUUUACCAGUUGCAGGCCUUGGCCUCUGAACUCAAAACUGGUUUCACGGAAGCAAUGCAAGAACUGUCAAGAAUUCAACAUGGAGAAUAUGCUUUGGAAGAGAAGGUUAAGAGCUGCCGAUGUUCCAUGGAAGAAAAAGUUACUGAGAUGAAGAAUUCGUUAAACUAUUUCAAGGAAGAGCUGAGCAAUGCCAUGUCAAUGAUUCAGGCCAUCACUUCCAAGCAAGAAGAAAUGCAACAGAAAAUUGAACAGCUUCAGCAGGAAAAGCGAAGGGAAUCUCGAAAGGUUAAAGCCAAGAAAACUCAAAAAGAAGAACAUGGCUCACAGGCUGGGCCUGCUCAAGCACAAGGAAGUCCUUUCCGUUCAAUCAAUAUCCCUGAGCCUGUUCUUCCAAGUGAAGACUUUACAAACCUUUUGCCUUCUCAGGCCUAUGAAAAAGCCCAAGAAUCCAGAUCCAUGCAUGUAGCAGACAGUAAUGUGAAGGGGAUGAUGGGUCCUGGAAUGAACCCAACAACUCCAGAAGCAGAAGAAAACCUUAAGUCUUGCCUCUCGGCUGAUAUCCAGCCCAAGAGCCAUCUCUCAUCUGGUGUGUGGAGGCAGCCUAAGGAUGGUAAAGAAUGGGGCGAGGAAUAUGUCACAAAAGACCACCCAGAUAAACUCAAGGAUGCUGGCCAGGGCAGACACAGCUCCCUGGAAAAUGUUUUAUGUGAAACCUCUUUAGCUGCUAAAAGACAGACCGUGGCUCUAGAACUGCUUGAGUCAGAGAGAAAAUAUGUCAUUAACAUCUCUCUGAUCCUGAAGAUCAAGGCAACAUUCCAAGGGUCAGAUGGAAAGAGGAAUUCCAAAGAGAGAAGCCUCUUCCCUGGCUCUUUACGGUACCUUGUCCAGCAGCACCUCGAUUUGCUUCAUGCUCUGCAGGAAAGGGUCCUGAAGUGGCCACGCCAAGGAGUUCUUGGAGAUUUAUUCCUAAAGUUAACAAAUGAUGAGAAUAAUUUCUUGGAUUAUUACGUUGCCUACCUAAGGGACCUGCCUGAAUGUAUCUCUUUGGUUCAUGUUGUUGUUCUGAAGGAGGGUGAUGAAGAGAUUAAAUCUGACAUCUACACACUGUUUUUUCACAUAGUCCAGCGCAUCCCUGAAUAUCUGAUACAUCUGCAGAAUGUCCUGAAGUUCACAGAGCAGGAACACCCUGACUAUUACCUACUUCUGGUGUGUGUUCAGCGCCUUCGAGUAUUUAUCUCGCAUUACACCCUGCUGUUUCAAUGCAAUGAGGAUUUGCUUAUUCAGAAACGGAAGAAGCUCAAGAAGUCAUCCAUGGCAAAGCUGUACAAAGGGCUGGCUUCCCAGUGUGCAAAUACUGGACAAGAUGCUUCCCCUACUGCAGGCCCCGAGGCUGUCCGUGACAGUGGGAUCCACUCAGAAGAGAUACUGCAACCCUACCCUUCUGCUCCCAGUUCGGGCCCGGCUGUCACACAUUUGAUGCCCCCAGUGAAGAAAAGCCAACAACAGCAAAGCCUGAUGGAGAGCAUGCAGCCUGGGAAACCCAGUGAGUGGGAGAUGGAGGGCAGAAAGCACGAGAGGCCCGAGAGCCUCCUGGCACCGGCGCAGUUCUGUGCGGCCGAGCAGGACGUGAAGGCGCUCGCCGGGCCCCUGCAGGCCAUCCCCGAGAUGGACUUCGAGCCCUCGCCCGCCGAGCCGCUGGGCAACGUGGAGCGCUCCCUGCGCACCCCAGCGGAGCUCCUGCCCGACGCCCGCGGCUUCGUGCCCGCGGGCUACGAGGAGUUCGAGUACGGCGGCGAGAUCUUCGCGCUGCCCGCGCCCUACGACGAGGAGCCGUACCAGGCCCCGGCCCUCUUCGAGAACUGCUCGCCCGCCUCUUCCGAGUCCAGCCUGGACAUCUGCUUCCUGCGGCCCGUCAGCUUCGCCAUGGAGGCCGAGCGGCCCGAGCACCCGCUGCAGCCGCUGCCCAAGAGCGCCACGUCGCCGGCGGGCAGCAGCGGCGCCUACAAGCUGGAGGCGGCGGCGCAGGCGCACGGCAAGGCCAAGCCGCUGAGCCGCUCGCUCAAGGAGUUCCCGCGCGCGCCGCCCGCCGAGGGCGUGGCCCCGCGCCUCUACAGCACGCGCAGCAGCAGCGGCGGCCGCGCGCCGCUCAAGGCCGAGCGCGCCGCGCAGCCGCACGGCCAGGCCGCCGCCGCCGCGGCUGCAGCCGCCCGCGGCGCGCCCAGGACCUUCUUUCCCCAACAGAGGUCCCAAAGCGAAAAGCAGACCUAUUUGGAAGUAAGGAGGGAGAUGCAUUUAGAAGACACCACCAGAUUCUGUCCAAAGGAAGAAAGAGAAAGCGAACAAACAUCUUUCAGCGAUCAAAACCCCAGGCAAGACCAGAAAGGGGGCUUUCGCAGCUCCUUCCGCAAGCUCUUUAAAAAGAAGUCCAGUGGAUCAGAAUACAGGGAAAAAACUAAUGAGAAUCCCUCAAUGGAUCCUUCACCCACCAAACAAGAUUUCUUCAGAAACCGACUUGCUCUUGCAAAUGACCUUGACCAAGGAACAGCUGUGUAAAACAUACUUAAAGUUGUGUUGUCAAGUGGUAAGUUACAGAGUUCCUCAAACGUUAAAGACUAAUGUCUCAUCCAGAAGAAAAGAUUUUAGAACAGAAGGCUGUACAAGAUUUUAAAAACAGAGAUUUAUAUCGAUUUCAUCACAAUCUUCCCUUUCAAGAAUCUACUUCCUGUUCUGCAAAUCUAUUUGUAAGGUGAGGCUACUCAAAAUAUCAUGUCUAGGAAGCAAAAGCAGUGGUCACUGUAGAGAUGCUGAGCUGUCACUGAGGGAGAGCGAGCCCAGGCCCUUAGUAGAGAAGGUUCCAAGUAUCCCUGAGCUGUAUUCUAAAUUUAGACUGGCCCCUCCUCUUUUCAAAGGAAAAGUUUAUUUCGGUCUAAAAGUCUAAAAUCAAUAUUCAGAUCCAUUUCUCCUCAGAUGCCACCUAAGUUAGGCUAAAAAGUUGUGGGAUAUCAAAGGUACUUUUAA
Zalophus californianus (California sea lion) is the source of this 3360-nucleotide messenger RNA. RefSeq names its product Rho guanine nucleotide exchange factor 33 (gene ARHGEF33). The record is from RefSeq and is a predicted model, not a curated record. Gene Ontology annotation, molecular function: guanyl-nucleotide exchange factor activity. The coding region runs from base 277 to 2895 and encodes 872 amino acids. The transcript is spliced from 19 exons. NCBI's taxonomy places the organism in Eukaryota, Metazoa, Chordata, Mammalia, Carnivora, Otariidae.